Molecule: messenger RNA, 492 nt
Organism: Acyrthosiphon pisum (pea aphid)
Lineage: Eukaryota; Metazoa; Arthropoda; Insecta; Hemiptera; Aphididae
Product: histone H2A
Exons: 1
Coding region: 69-446 (125 amino acids)
Cellular component (GO): nucleosome
Molecular function (GO): structural constituent of chromatin; protein heterodimerization activity; DNA binding
Source: RefSeq, a predicted model, not a curated record
AAUUUUUGGCAAACAACAAUCACACUCAGUAUUCUCUUUGGAGCACCAGCCACCACUACACAACAAUCAUGAGCGGACGUGGUAAAGCAGGAAAGGCGAAAGGAGGCAAGUCCAAGACCCGGUCGUCCCGUGCCGGACUCCAGUUCCCGGUGGGUCGUAUCCAUCGUCUGUUGAGAAAGGGAAACUACGCCGAGCGCGUCGGAGCCGGAGCACCGGUAUACCUGGCCGCCGUCAUGGAGUACUUGGCAGCUGAAGUUUUGGAGUUGGCCGGCAACGCCGCCCGUGACAACAAGAAGUCUCGUAUCAUCCCCAGACAUUUGCAAUUGGCCAUCAGAAAUGACGAAGAGUUGAACAAAUUGUUGUCCGGAGUGACCAUCGCUCAAGGAGGUGUGUUGCCCAACAUCCAGGCCGUGCUCUUGCCAAAGAAGACAGAGAAAAAAGCUUAACUUAUUUACCACCGAAUACGAUAUUUUUAAAACGGCCCUUUUCAGG